Molecule: messenger RNA, 5293 nt
Organism: Hyposmocoma kahamanoa
Lineage: Eukaryota; Metazoa; Arthropoda; Insecta; Lepidoptera; Cosmopterigidae
Gene: Stacl
Exons: 21
Coding region: 967-4086 (1039 amino acids)
Biological process (GO): skeletal muscle contraction; positive regulation of protein localization to plasma membrane; positive regulation of voltage-gated calcium channel activity
Cellular component (GO): extrinsic component of cytoplasmic side of plasma membrane
Molecular function (GO): protein binding
Source: RefSeq, a predicted model, not a curated record
ACAGUCGAACUCCGCGCUCGAAACACGUACCGCGACCAUCCCGCGCGCCACCCAUGGACUACGAUCGACCAAACGAAAAUAAAAAUUCAAACUAUUUAAACAACUACAAUAACCCGUCUAACCACUCAAACCCACGAUAAUAUCAACGAACGAACCACGCGAUUAAAGAAAAUGAUACAUUCAGUCGGUUUCGAGAACUUUUGCGGACUUUUAAAUAUUAAAAACAAGUGAUAUAAUCUACUUCAGAUUUCUCUGCACUAUCCACUUUUUUAUUUUUUAUUUAAUCCGAUAAUGCAUCUCAAGAAAUCCUAUCUAUUUAUACAUAAAAAACGACUGAAACUUUCUAACUGCAACCUUUAGACCUUUACACACGAUUUUUAACAAAUAUUUACACUCUAUUUACAAAUGGUUUUGAACAUUAUUUUCUAAAUCCUUAAAAUAGAACAAUAAGUGUGACCAAAGACAUUUUAAAAUACAAUUAGUGUUUCUAAAAAUAUACUUUAGAACUUUAUUUAUAGAUGUGUGCUUCAUCCCAUGUGUAGAAAGACAAUUUAAUAAGUGUGUUUAUUCUAGAAAAUUUGUAAAUUUAGUGAGUGUUUUGGUGUUGUUGUGCAAACAUUUAUGACAUAGCUUAUCUACUUUAAAGUUUUAUCGGUUGAAGAUGUAUUGAUCGGACUGGUGGCAGACGUCACUGAAGAAAGUUCCUCCCUACCUCCUACUCAUGGCUCAAAAUCCCUCCCUUAAAACAUUCCUUAAAUUCUUCUAAAUCUUUAAGCGACGAAAUUAUCUAAAAACAUUCCACUAUCGCGACCUCCAAGUUUUCACCUUAUACCCGAUUUGUGCCUGCGAGUCAGCAACGUUAAAAUAAGAUCAUAUACGCAAGUGAGCUAUAGGAGUACGGUGGAGUAACGCGCGUGAACCUCUUCGGAGGGCGCGAGAGGCCGGCGCGAUGCGGUCUCGCCAGGGAUGUACGUAAUAUAUCCAGCGGACGAAGUAGUUUACCUCACAUACAACUCGAAUUCGUUGCCCCGGAUCCGGCAGCGGCCUACGCUCGACGUGCUCUUCGGGCCGCCGCCGCCUGCGCCCACCAGCGCAACCCCCUCGCCCUUGCCCCCCGCCCCGCCCCGCGCCGCAUCCGUCCCCAAAACGGCGCCUCCGGAGCCCGCGGAGCGCGCGACGGCCUCGCCGACCCCGUCAAAUGACCGGUCGGCCAAGCCGCGCGAGCGCACCAAACCCAAAUUUCUCAAAAAACUAGGCGCUCGUCACGAGGACAAUGAUUUCGGGAAAAUAGUUAGGACCCCUGCACCAGAUUUCGAGUUGCCGGCACCGUUGCCCACUCCGGCGUUUUCGCGGAAAAACAUAUUCGACCGGGACUUCGAUGCAUUAUUCGAAGUGGCGAGUACGCCGCAGUUCACAGCGAACAUUCGCGUGACGACACCGGAGCCAGACCACCACCCUGAUGUCUCAGCGGCUCAUUUCCCAUCCCCGGCGAUCUCGACAUCGAGCUUGCUGCCGCCGCGCCCCUACUCAGAACCUAGUCCCUCGCCCUCGUCCUUCGGCCGCACCUCCACGCCUUCGACGCCGUCGCCACAACGUAUCUCCUAUGAAGGUUCAAACUCGAAGCCGAAGAAGGUUAGUUUCUUCAAACGCAAGUUCAGCCGGUCGCGAGAGGAGUCACCUUGGGUCAACACCAUGCAGCCGCAGCCUUCCAUGGAGAUGGUUCUGCGGGAGCUCAAUCAUCCUGCUCAUAACGAGCAGCUCAAAAAUCAACAACAAGUUACAUUCAAACUAGUCAAAACUGUAUCGGACUUCUCGGCACAGCUGUCACAAAUCUACGAGCGACAUUCUGCCGAGUUGCAAGCCCACGUCGCCACUUUCAGGAAGCGCAAUGCCGAACUUCGCAAGGAGCGAGCAACCUGCCCAUCAUCUCUCUUCCAUACAUGGGAAACUUUACUCCAAGAGGUUGAAGCUGAUGUAGUCGGCUACAGCAAUGCGUCAGCAGCUCUGGAGAGGAAUGUGGCUACACCACUCAUAGACAGAACCUUCCAUUUGAAAGUGCAGGCUCGAAAAGUUUUCGCUCAUCGAGAAGGAUGCGAGCUUAUACUGGCAAAGGCUGAUGAUCAGCUUUUAAAGAGCCGUCAAGAAUACCGUCAAGCGUUCCUCAACUACUGCAUCGCCCCGAACCCGGCUGCGUUGGCUACUUACUAUGACUCGCAUAACAACUAUGUGCAGCAGCUGACGGCCACCAACGCCAUGCUUGAUCAAUAUCAUAAACACACACUGCCUACUAUAUUACAGGAAUUAGAAGAAAUAUUAACAGAUGUUACAUCAGCGGUCAGCGAGGCCAUUUGCACUGGCGGGGAAAUCAUUACAGAUAAGGCCAACGCCCAACUCCGCCGGUACGAGUCUCUCUGCGCGCAAGCUCGCGCAGUGUCCAGCACAGCUGAUCUUGCGCAUCUUGCUCGCACGCUGUUAACUGCCCAGCCGCCAGGGAAGCCGCCCCGACGGGCUUUCCUGCCGCCCUAUCCGCCGGAACCCGAUGACCCGCCAAUGGACGUCCCGGCUGAAAGCAUGCCACCAGUGCUUCGAGGGGAAAUGUUGCUGGACCGUAUGGGAAGUGCGCAGGCGCGGCUCAGCUACGAUCAGCUGAGAAAAGAUGCGCAGGACCUUGAAAUACAGAUUAAACAAUUGCAGGAUAGCCUGGAUGUGUUGAUCCGCCACCAAAGUCGGAGCCUCGAAAGCAAUCUCUUGAACAAAGUUAACGAGAUACAGGAGGAGAUUUCUCUUAAGAAAUACGACUACAGGGCUACGCAGUUACACCUAGCUGCAGUGAGAGCUCAGAGAGAGCUGUUCGCGGCAAAAGCAGACAGCGGCGCCGCGACGGACCGCAAGCUCUCGUCCUCAUCAGCCGGCAGUAUGAAAAACAAAUGGCUUAAGGCUUUCAGGAGUCUAAAACCUCCCAGCGCCCCGCCACCUCACGCCGUCCCGCCCCUGGACAAGAGGAAUGGUGCGGCACGUGAUGCUAUGCGCGGUGGGGACUCUGAUGUCCAUAACUUCCAAGAAUACACAUACAAGAAGAUCACACCUUGUGAUGUUUGCUCACAAGUACUUAGAGGCCACACCCGGCAAGGUCUUCGGUGCAGAUUAUGUAAGAUGAACGUCCAUACCGACUGUAUGCCUCAAGUCGGCAAAUGUCAGACGAAAUCGCGACUCCUGCGCCGCCAGAAAAGCACCUCCGAGAUCGAGGCCCAUAGGGUACAGGAAACCGCUUUUGAAGAAGAAAGUUCGAUGAAGAACUCCAAGAGUGCCCAAAUGUUGAGGCAGGCAGACCGCACCAGUCCCUUACCUGCGCCGCAUUCGCCGAGACGUCAAAAGUUGAACCUUAGAAUGAAGAGCCUAUCCUUGGAUUCACCGGAGUGUGGUGAAUUGAGGCGCCGCCCACCACGAGACCAGGGACCUUCGCAAAGCAGUCGUGUGCUCUGUAGCGGCAGAACGCUUUGCAUGAGGCAUGGUUCUCAAAGAAUUAAUAACCACACAAUACAUAGUUAUAGAGUGCGUUCUUUUUCAUCCCCGUCGUCGCCAGUACAUAGCAAGAGACUACUAAGCGCCCGUAUAGGACGAAUGAGCAGCGUAGAACUACCCGAUGAGCCAGACAAAAGCCUGUCUUCUAAUAGUGCCAGUCCUUGUCCUUCGCCCGUCAAGCAACAUAGCAAACAUCAGCGUCUCCUACCGACAAAUCUCUACGUGAUACUCUACAACUUUAAAUCGCGCCAUGACGACGAGCUCGACCUCAAAGCUGGUUAUAAAGUCACCGUAAUAGACACCUCGGACCCUGAUUGGUGGAAGGGAAAGUGCCUGGGCAAGAUUGGGUACUUCCCGUCUAAGUAUUGCACUAAACUGAACGCUGGGGAACGACCUUUGCAAGUCACGCAUAAUCUUCAGGUAUCUGAUGGCGACAACGGCCUAAUGCUUCUCCGUGACCAAAUCGUCAUCCAAGAAGGUGAUGAGGUUGACGGCAUGGUGAUGAUCCGCUCAGGAGAUAACCGGCAGGGUGUCUGUCCGAUUAAGUUUCUGCAGGAGGUGUGACGCUUCAAACUGCCGCAGUUCGCUCGUUUGAAGAAACGCGGUUCGCUAACAGAAGAAGUGAUACCGUUUUACCCACAGAAAACUGUAAGAAGCGCCCCAGUGACACCUUGUGACAGCGAAACGUCAUGGUAUAGCAACACUUGGAUACCUCAACCGAGUUACGUAAGACCCGUUGCACACAGCUCGCAGAGUGAUGCCUCAACUUCAGAAAAACAUUAUGAUGAAGGACUGUGGUGGUGGCGUAGACCGUUGGAUGUGAGAAGAACACAAUGUCGCAGAUGUGGCGCUAGUUCAUCUUCAAGGCCUUUGAGAAUGAUGCCAUGUGCAGGAGUCGCGCAGGAUGACGAUGGAAGAAGACCGUUGAUGUCCCGUGACCGGCCUUUACUUUUCGUGAGGCAAUUGUUUUUGUAAUAACCUUUUUGGCUAACGGUUAUUGCCAUGGCAAAAUUCGUACCGUAAACUUGGCACUAUGACAAGACUUUUGGAUGGAACCCUUAUGAUAAUUACGUAGGUAUUUACAAAUUGACAAUUCUUGUCACAGUGCCGUAAUAUAUGUACGUAGUAUAAACAAAUUACACACACAUUGUGUGAUAGUAGCGUAGGUGCAAUGUCAGUGAUUAAUUCACAUAUAAAAUAUCAUAGUUAUUAAAAGUAGUUAUUGAGACGAUUAAUGUGAAAUUAAAUGACCUACUAUUGUUUUCUAAUUGGUCCCUCCAGCUCCAGCUACACCAAACUGUUUAUUUUGUAAUUUUAUUGUGGUAUAAACUACCGCUUUUAAAAAUUAUUAUAGAUAUCGCGUAAAAUUUUUGUAGUUGGCGAAAUAUAAUUUGCACCGAUUCGUCUUAGGACAAAGGAGGAAAGGGAACCGUCUCGGUAACGCCCGUGCCGUUUGUACGGUGCUAACAACUAAUUUAAACACUUUUACGCAUUGGCACUUAAUUCUAAAUUUGACAUUCUUUAUGCGGAACUAACUUUGUUGAAUUAGCAAGAAAAGAGUCGGCAGUCGGUAUUUUACGACCUAAUUAAAGGUUUAAAAAAAAGACCUGAUUAGUAAAGAAAUAAUGCAAAACUAGAAUUCAGAAAAAGCAUUUAGCGUAUGCAUGACUCGUACGAUGGAUCAAGACCAUUAUGUCUAUGUAUGCUUUGAGUAAAAGAAGUGUUAAUGAUUUUAUUACGCUGUUGUAAUAGAAAGGAUAAGAGAUAUCAU